This is a messenger RNA of Pieris macdunnoughi, 360 nucleotides long. The record is from the annotation of a GenBank genome assembly. NCBI's taxonomy places the organism in Eukaryota, Metazoa, Arthropoda, Insecta, Lepidoptera, Pieridae.
AUGAAAAGCGGAAAGAUUUAUUGGGCAUUUAUUUUCUCUCUUCGCACAAUCGUCAAGCUGGUAAGCAAAGAAGAGAUUGCGCGGGAACGAGAAGAGAAGAAGAGGAUCGAAGCAGAGAAACAAAGAAAAAAGGAAGAGUUAUUGAAAGCGCAGAAAGCGAAGGAAGAACAGAAGAAGAUACCGCCGCAAGAGAUGUUCCGACGGGAAACUGACAAGUACUCUCAAUUUGAUGAUAAGGGCCUUCCGACCCACGAUCUAGAAGGCAAGGAAGUCAGCAAAGGCGCUUUGAAGAAGCUGCAGAAACUCCAGCAGGCACAGGAGAAGAAAUAUAAUGAAUAUCUCGCUUCAAUUAAAAGUUAA